This is a messenger RNA of Durusdinium trenchii, 792 nucleotides long. The record is from the annotation of a GenBank genome assembly. NCBI's taxonomy places the organism in Eukaryota, Dinophyceae, Suessiales, Symbiodiniaceae.
AUGCAGGAAUUGAAUCGCACCAUGCAGCAGAAAGAGGUUGCUGAGAAGGUGUUGAGAAACACAAAUCACGAGAAGAAGCAGUUACAGGAGCAGCUGAUGGAGACAAUCUCCGGGUUCACAGAGGUUAUUGAAAGCCUGCAAGAUCAGUGUACAGAUGGGGCACCUGCUCCAUCAGCUGACCGCCUGCAGGACCAGUUGCGUGAUGUCACUGCAUCCAAUCACGCACUGCAGGCUCCGGUAGAGACGAGGAUUCAUUUGGAAAAGUUGGCGGAGUCACGCAAGGCAGCUGAAGCCAGAUCACGAUCCGGUUUGGGCGCUGGUCCUGAAGCACAGGUACAUCAACUGAAAGAUGAGAGAGACAUGUUGAAGGUCCGCUUGGAAGAGUUGAGCACGAACACAACAGGUGUUCAACAUGACCAGCAAGAGCAGGUGCACACACAAGAGCUGAAGCGCUUGCGGCAGGAUGUCGAGGCUCUACACAAUCAGAAGGAGCAACUAAGAAAGCACCUUCAGGACCAAGACAGAGAGAGACAGGAAUUGCAGGACAAUUUUCUCUACGUGAAAGGCCAACUCGACAAGGUUCAGCUAAAACAAGCAGAGGCCGCAGAAAAUGGUUCUUCAGAUGGUCGCAAGGAACUGCAGAGGCACCGACAAACCCUUCAGACUGUGACAGAUGAGAGAAAUCGGCUUGCCAACCGUUUGGAGAGCACACUCAAUGUACUUGAGAAGGAGAAAGCUUAUCAUGAACAAUCCGUAGAGCGAGUGACUUCACCCUCAAAAGUCAGUUCUUGA